This is a messenger RNA of Rosa chinensis, 1125 nucleotides long. RefSeq lists its product as uncharacterized. The transcript is spliced from 2 exons. The record is from RefSeq and is a predicted model, not a curated record. Bases 1 to 1125 code for a protein of 374 amino acids. Lineage: Eukaryota; Viridiplantae; Streptophyta; Magnoliopsida; Rosales; Rosaceae.
AUGCAGGCAGCUUCCUCUCAUAUCUUGAGGAUCCAAGAGGAAGAAUCACAGUGGGGUGGUUCACAGCCCGGGCGCCAAUACAUCGCAAGAGAUCGAGAAGUUAUGGAUCGACGACUGAAAGCUCUAUACUUCACUUCGCCGUGCAGGUUCCGGGGCGAUGUAUUUCGCAGAAGGUACAGAAUGCGACCUCAUGUGUUUGACCAAAUGAUGCAUGAUGUCGCCAACCACGAUCCGUACUUCGUGCAAACUGAUGAUGCCUCCGGCAGAGUUGGUUUGUCUACCGAACAAAAGCUGACUUGUGCUAUGAGGAUGCUUGCUUAUGGGCUUUCGGCCGACCUGUGUGAUGAGUUUCUAGACGUAACUGAAUCUACAGCUUUGGAGAUCUUGUCGCACUUUACUAGAGCAAUCUGGAAUGUGUACCACGAUCAUUACCUUCGUCGACCAACUCCAGCAGAUUUGCAGCUGUUGCUCGAUGUUGCCGACAAAAGGGGGUUCCCCGGAGUAGUGGGAAGUCUUGAUUGUUCCCUUAAUGAUAUUAAUGUACUUGGAAUGUCUCCAUUAUUCAACGAAAUAUGCACAGGUGAGGCUCCUCGAGUUUCGUACCAUGUAGGUGAUAGAGAAUAUGGCCAACGCUACUACCUAGUCGAUGGGAUCUACCCUAAAUGGGGAUCUUUUGUGAAAGCAAUUAGAAAUCCAAUUACGCCAGAGCAAGCUCAUUUUACAAAGAUGCAGGAGUCAUACAGAAAAGACGUGGAGAGGGCUUUUGGCAUUUUCCAAGCUCGUUUUGCAAUAGUAAGAGGACCCGCCCGUGGAUGGGAUAGAGAGGAUCUCCAAUACAUCAUGAUGACCUGCAUUAUUUUGCACAACAUGAUUGUCGAUGAUGAGCGUGAAGAAGAUGAAGAGUUGUCUAUUGACCUCGAUGAUAUCCCCACCAGACCAAGGAAAGCACAAAUAUAUGAGAGGUAUGAGGAUGAUCAUGAGGUUGAGCGCAACCGUCCUGAACUUGAGGAGUUCAUGACCCGUUACCAAGGGGUUAGAUGUCCAAUUGUGCAUAAAGUCCUUCAAGGAUAUUUGGUUAAUCACCUCUGGAACAUGAAGCUGCAAGCAGAGCGGAACUGCAGAUGA